AUUCAUGAUAUUAUUAAACUGAAGAAAAUCUAUGAUAAACUGAAGAAAAUCCAUGAUUUUAUCAAACUGAAGAAAAUCCAUGAUUUUAUCAAACUGAAGAUAAUUCAUAAUAUUAUUAAACUGAAGAUAAUUCAUGAUUUUAUCAAACUGAAAAUAAUUCAUGAUUUUAUUAAACUGAAAAUAAUUUAUGAUUUUAUUAAACUGAAAAUAAUUCAUGAUUUUAUUAAACUGAAGAAAAUUCAUGACUUUAUUAAACUGAAGAAAAUUUAUGAUUUUACUGUAUUGAAGUAA
Messenger RNA from Lottia gigantea (owl limpet), 291 nucleotides. RefSeq lists its product as hypothetical. NCBI's taxonomy places the organism in Eukaryota, Metazoa, Mollusca, Gastropoda, Lottiidae. The transcript has a single exon. The record is from RefSeq and is a predicted model, not a curated record. The annotation marks the transcript as partial.